AUGGUUCCCACGCCUCUCUCUUUCACCCUCCACAUCAUCCUCGAUGACGCCCCUGGUGGACGUCUGAUAGCUCUUUCGACAUCCUUCACAUUCUGUGGCUCUCUUUUCCUUCUCAUUGCCCUGGAUAAUCUCUUGCCAGGAGCUACAAGGUAUGUUGCCAUCCCUACACCUUCUGAUGCCUCUAACGCCUCUCUCCUUCACCCUCCACAUCGUUCUCAACGACGUGCUCGCUAUCCUGCUUGUUUACAGUCCAAAUCUCUGCCUUCCUUCAAUGCUCAUAUUCUCAAUGGACGUCUGAUGUCAUCGUUGAGAUCAUCUGUGGUUCUCACGUGGGUCCUUUUGGUCUACGCCAUCAUUACUCCAACCUCGUUCCACACUACCACCAUCAUGGUCCCCCCGAGAAAACGGAUGUCAACAUCUUCGAGGGUCACCAUGACUCUUCUCAGUAGUUCUAUGGAUCUUUGUACUACCAGAUCGUCACUCUCUCAGAUACGAGAUUUGCGGCUUCGUAGGGAGCAAGAACAGCACCAGAUUCGAGACAAUUCUCGACGUAUGCAGGAGCUGCCCGCUGAAGCCCAGUUGGAGGCUGGGCAUGAUUCCUUGGAGACCAUGGACUUUGGAGACGAGAUUGACAAUGGCAGAGAUGAGUUCACUGAGGACAAGCCUGUGGGUGGCCCCCUUCUAUCUGAAUUUUUCAAGACAUGCUCUCAAGAACAAUACAUAUUUUUUCCCCCUCUACAUGGUAUCUAA
Molecule: messenger RNA, 750 nt
Organism: Suillus plorans
Lineage: Eukaryota; Fungi; Basidiomycota; Agaricomycetes; Boletales; Suillaceae
Exons: 4
Coding region: 1-750 (249 amino acids)
Source: RefSeq, a predicted model, not a curated record